AUGUCCAAGGAAGCUCCCCUUUCAGUUUCGGAGCGUGACUUCAUCCUUGAGGCUCUGCGUCAGGAUGCACGUCUUGAUGGUCGCAACCUGGACCAAUUUCGUCCUCUCAGGAUCGAUUUUGGCGAUGAGUACGGACAUGUGAGCCUGCAGCUUGGCAAGACAAGAAUUAUUGUCCGUAUUUCUGCCGAGGUCACUAAGCCUCGCGAGGAUCGCCCAUUCGAUGGUCUCUUCAAUAUCAACCUUGAGUUGACUGCGAUGGGUUCUCCGGCUUGGGAGAAUGGCCGGUCUAGUGACCUCGAAGCCUAUGUUACCAACAUCCUCGACACCGUCAUCCGCCGUUCCAACGCCCUCGAUACCGAAUCGCUGUGCAUCAUCAAGGGUGUGAGCUGCUGGAGCAUCCGUGCAGAUGUACAUGUUGUCGAAUAUGACGGCAAUCUGACAGAUGCGGCCUGUAUCGCCAUCAUGACGGGACUACAACACUUCCGCCGGCCGGAUGCUGUGGUGCGCGAUGGCCGAGUCAUUGUCUACGGCGUUGAGCAACGAGUGCCAGUUGCACUUAACAUCACGCACAAGCCACUGUCAAUCACCUUCCAUGCCUUCAAUGAGAGUCAGAACAUUAUUGUGGAUGCGACGCGAAAAGAGGAACAAACCUCCGAGGGAGACCUGGUUAUCGGUAUCAACAAUGGAGGAGAAACCUGUUUCCUUUCCAAAACCUCCGGGUCGCCUCUCGAUGCGAUGGCCAUUGUGACCCGUACCAAUUCUGCCCUCGCACAUGUGAAGAGGAUCAAUGCACAGAUUGAGCAGGUAAUGCAAGCGGAUCUGGCAAAGCGAGCGAAGCUAGGCAUGGCGGAAGAGUCUCGGGCAGAGAAUGACCGGUAA
This is a messenger RNA of Penicillium macrosclerotiorum, 879 nucleotides long. Its product is annotated as exosome non-catalytic core subunit RRP45. Bases 1 to 879 code for a protein of 292 amino acids. Gene Ontology annotation, biological process: nuclear polyadenylation-dependent rRNA catabolic process; U4 snRNA 3'-end processing; nuclear polyadenylation-dependent mRNA catabolic process. Gene Ontology annotation, cellular component: nuclear exosome (RNase complex); cytoplasmic exosome (RNase complex). The record is from RefSeq and is a predicted model, not a curated record. NCBI's taxonomy places the organism in Eukaryota, Fungi, Ascomycota, Eurotiomycetes, Eurotiales, Aspergillaceae. The transcript has 3 exons.